AACACUGGAUAACGAACAAAAGCAAGGUCACACUGCAUUUGCUUGUUUUGUUGUUUUGAUUGAAUUCUAUAAAUUGCUGGAUAUUUCCAAUUCUGAGCUCAUUUUUUGUUGUUCGUUCGCCCCCAGCUGGACUCCAGACCUCUGAAACAGCUGCAAUCCGCCUGCAAUUGUUAUCGAGUAGAGUGCACGAUCUUGACAACGACGCAGUUUUGCGAUUUGGCAAUGUUGUUGUUGCCUUCGAACGGAGAAUAAUUGAAACGAAAACAAACAAACGGAGCGAUUAACAUGAAGGCAUUGCAGCUUUUCCUGCUGGCAGUGCUGACUGUCGUGGCCACCGGCUUGGAGACUUCGCAGGGACGAGCCAAUGACUCAAAGGAGGGACUCGGCAUCGUCCACUACCAGCCGGAGCAGGUGCAUCUGGCAUUUGGAGAACGCACUGCCAGCGAAAUGGUCGUCACCUGGUCGACGCGCAGCCUCCCACCGGACCUGCAAGUGGGCAUGACCACCAUUGUGGAGUACGGUCUCCUGGAGGCCUCUGGACAGUCCAAGCUCAGCCAAACAGCCCGAGGCACGGCGACCAAGUUUGUGGACGGUGGCCGCAAGAAAGCCACGCAGUUCAUCCACCGGGUGACCCUAAGGAACUUGAAGCCGAACUCCACGUACGUCUACCACUGCGGCAGCUCCUACGGCUGGUCGUCCGUGUUCCAGUUCCGCACGGUGCCGGAGGCAUCGGCGGACUGGUCGCCCUCGCUGGCCAUCUACGGGGACAUGGGCAACGAGAAUGCCCAGUCCCUGGCCCGGCUGCAGGAGGAGACCCAGCGCGGCAUGUACGACGCCAUCAUCCAUGUGGGCGACUUUGCCUACGACAUGAAUACCGAGGACGCCCGGGUGGGGGACGAGUUCAUGAGGCAAAUCGAGUCUGUGGCAGCCUACUUGCCCUACAUGGUGGUGCCCGGUAACCACGAGGAGAAGUUCAACUUUUCCAACUACCGAGCCCGCUUCAGCAUGCCGGGGGGCACGGAGAACAUGUUCUACAGCUUCGACCUGGGCCCAGUCCACUUCAUUGGCAUCAGCACGGAGGUGUACUACUUCCUCAACUACGGCGUGAAGUCGCUGGUGUUCCAGUACGAGUGGCUGCGCCAGGAUCUGGCCAAAGCCAAUCUCCCCGAGAACCGGCGCGAGCGACCUUGGAUCGUCCUGUACGGCCAUCGGCCGAUGUACUGCAGCAACGAGAACGACAACGACUGCACCCACUCGGAGACCCUGACCCGGGUGGGCUGGCCCUUCGUCCACAUGUUCGGACUGGAGCCACUGCUGUACGAGUUCGGCGUGGACGUGGCCAUUUGGGCGCACGAGCACUCGUACGAGAGGCUCUGGCCCAUCUACGACUACAAAGUGCUCAACGGAACCCUGACGGACUCGCCCUACGAGGACCCGGGGGCUCCGGUCCACCUGGUCACCGGCUCCGCGGGCUGCAAGGAGGGGCGGGAGCCCUUCAAGGGCAAGAUACCCGACUGGAGCGCCUUCCACAGCCAGGACUAUGGCUACACCCGCCUGAGGGCGCACAACCGCACGCACCUGCACUUCGAACAGGUGUCGGACGACCAGAACGGAGCCAUCAUCGACGACUUCUGGCUGGUGAAGUCCAAGCACGGCAGCUACUUGCACUAGGAGGGGGCGCACCAUAUCAAAUCAAAGCUUUAGGAGUCUCCAGGAACACACUAGAAACUGGCAGUAUUAGUAGCGCACAUUCUACUUCGACCUGAAUCGAUCACAAAACAGACCAUAGCCUGUUUGCUAGGCUAGGCACAUUCCUUACCUGUAUCCCCAGUAGCCCUCGAACAAACUAUACACUUAGCCAAAUUUAAGGUCCCGGCAUUUAAAGGUGCAUUUACGGGCCAAGGAGGGGGAAUGCCUAGAGAUCUUGAACUCUGGGUUUUUAAAUCUGUUAAAGUAUUGAACACUUAGCACAUUCAUGUAUUUGUAUUUUUAAACCGUACUUUUUCCUUACCGGAACCCUUCUGUAUGUUUUUAAGUUGGAACCUGAAUUCCGAUUGGUCUAAUUUAUGCCGGUCUUGCAAAUUGCGAAAAUUAUUUAUGGCUUCACGUUCUAUCAGCAAGAUUUGGUAAUCACGGGCCUUUGUAAGCGAGCCGGAUCGGAUUUCAGAAAAAAUUGUAUGAGAAUACAAGAAAUAAAUAAAUUUUUACCGCUUAAUGAA
Molecule: messenger RNA, 2219 nt
Organism: Drosophila ananassae
Lineage: Eukaryota; Metazoa; Arthropoda; Insecta; Diptera; Drosophilidae
Product: acid phosphatase type 7
Exons: 4
Coding region: 286-1671 (461 amino acids)
Molecular function (GO): metal ion binding; acid phosphatase activity
Source: RefSeq, a predicted model, not a curated record